GAUGGCAGUAUAAUCGGUAGGUGGCAACACUGGUUGGCACAUCCCAGUCACACAACAAAUUGUUUACCACAAAAAACCGUGCUGAAGUUGAUAAAAAACAACGUGCAGCAAGCCACCGACCAUUUGCAGUGAACCACUAGACGCCCGCCAAGAGUUUUCCGUAGCGGUGUCCACCCAAUUUUCCUCGCAUUGCCGGAACCACAUCAUUCCAUUUGGGGAGCCCCUCGGUCGUUCGGUUGUUCACAAACGCUUAUAAAAUUGGCAAGAUAACUAAGCAGAGCACAAAGAUGCCGCCAGCAUCAGCGGUGAACAAUAGCAACGCGGCCGCCCAAGCGGCAAAGGCCGAAAGGGCGGAGAAGCUGCGUGGAGCCCUGAAGGGCUUCAUAGUCUCAGACCGUCAGCGACGUCAGGAGGAGUUUGAGGCGCAGUGCGAGGAGCAGAGGCUGCGGCAGGAGCGCGAGGAAGUGGAGCGCCAGAACCAAGAGGCCCUGGAUGACACACGUGGUCAGAUCACGCGACUGGACGAGCAGCUGGCCGAUCUGCACAGCCAGAAGCACCAGCUCACCGUCCAGUUAAAAAAGGUCCUGAACGAAGAUGAAACACGGAAGAAGCUGGCCAAGGAGAACGAGCUAUUCGCCAUCCAACAGGCGGCGGCCAGCGUGGCCAGUGGUCCGGUCUUUCUGCCGCCCCUGCGCCUCCAGCAUCAACACCACCCGUUGAUGCAGAAGCCCACAUCCGGUGGACAGCCAGGAAAACGGGGCCGGAGUCCUUCGCCGCCGAGUCAGCAGCAAGCUUACUACAAGAGCGCUGCCAGCUACGCCCAGCAGAAACACGAUGACUACCGUCGUGCCGCGGACUAUGCUAGAUUAUCAUGGAACAAGACCACGGCACAGUAUCCGGGCACGAACACGGUCUUUUAUCAGACGGCUCCAGCUCCGCCCACGACGUCCAUCUACAACUACAACCUUCCCUUGCGCCAAGCAUACCACGUGGAGCUGCCCAGCGCCACGGUCAGCAAGCCACCAGACUCGCAGUCCCCCAAGGCGCCCUCGCAGCCAAUGCAGGUCCUCCACAUUAAUCUCGACCAGCCGGCCAUUUCGCAGGCAGACCUGGUGGCCCAAGCGGGCGGCAGCAUCUCGGUGAAGACCUCUCAGCCGCAGGUGACCAUGGAGAAGCUGCCCGACCGCUACCACAUCGAGGUGAAGCACGACGGCCAGCCGCCGAGCCACGUUCCGCCUCCGCCACACCUGCUGUCGGAGGGCGUCAUCUACAAGCCGCUGCUCAGCGAACUCUCGCUGCAUCCGAACGUGCUGCAGAUAAGCAGCAGCCAGUUUCCUCCGCAGAAUCCGAAGACAGCGGGAAGCAUCACACAGGGCUAUGCACCCGGACGGGGUGGAUCCGCCCACGAACAGCAGCUGUCCCGGCAACAGUUGGCAAUGCUGCCUGGCCAGCCGGGAGCUCCAUCCGGAUCCGUCUCCGGAUCCCCUCAGCCGCCUCCAGGUCAGCAGAUGCACUACACACGACGACUGUACUAGCCCCGGCUAAGGGUCUAGCCCCAUUUAGCUAAUGCUACGGAACUCACUCACUGAUAUACUUACGAUUUUAAAUGGACAUUACAUUGACUACGCUACUUACGUGGAGUCGGAAACACGAAAUAAAGCACACAACUAUGGCGUCCCUAUUUUCCAAUCGAUAAUGCAA
Messenger RNA from Drosophila rhopaloa, 1701 nucleotides. RefSeq names its product G protein pathway suppressor 2. The coding region runs from base 288 to 1535 and encodes 415 amino acids. NCBI's taxonomy places the organism in Eukaryota, Metazoa, Arthropoda, Insecta, Diptera, Drosophilidae. The transcript has 5 exons. Gene Ontology annotation, molecular function: transcription coregulator activity. Gene Ontology annotation, cellular component: transcription regulator complex. Gene Ontology annotation, biological process: regulation of transcription by RNA polymerase II. The record is from RefSeq and is a predicted model, not a curated record.